Porites lobata is the source of this 7946-nucleotide messenger RNA. NCBI's taxonomy places the organism in Eukaryota, Metazoa, Cnidaria, Anthozoa, Scleractinia, Poritidae. The record is from the annotation of a GenBank genome assembly.
AUGACAUCAUCAGAACUCCCUUCAUUGUCCGGAAAAGUGUGCAUUGUGACAGGAGCAUCUCGGGGUAUUGGUAAAGGUAUUGCCUUGAUGCUGGCCAAGGCAGGAGCUACGGUGUAUAUUACAGGUCAGUUAAACUUUUAGGAAAUUGUCUUACAGUAUGAUAAAUCAUCUACUCCACAAACAGCCAACAAACUGUUUUCUACAUGAAAAUAAUUUAAAAGUGCAAAAAAUUAUAUUUGAUAGGAAGGACCCUUGAUGCCACAGAAGGAAGGACUGGAUCACUGCGGCAAACUGCUGAGGAGGUAAUAACAAUGUUCCACAAUAUUAUUUUUCAGUGUCGGUGUUCCAGUUUAGGUCUGUUACAGGAACAGCAUGCAAAGAAAGUUGUGUUUGAUAGUCCGGGACUAGUGGAUUUUGUUAUCAGGCUAGUGAAUUCUGUUCUCAUCUUGCCCGAUGGGCAAAUGAUUUUUUUUAGGAAAUUCACAUAACAGAAGAACUGUAAUGAAUCCUGCUCAUGAAGAAAUUUUUGGGGCUAAUGAAAUGACUCUUGAGCUGGUACAUGCUAGUUGCAGCUUGCCCAAAUGGCAAGCUGUAAAACUGACUUUAUUUGCACCCUGAAGGGGUCACCAUUGGGCAGGUGGUGGGUGGGUGGAGGGGGGUUAGCAUAGGUAAUUAGGGGUAAAAUUUUGACAUUGAUGAUGCUUCAGUGUUACUCUUGUCUCAAGUGACACGCCUAGUAUUUUUGGUUCUCUGUCUUUCUUCACGCUUUUGUUACCUAUGAACUUAAUUUAAAACAUGCUACAACAAUUAAAAUGAAAUAUAAAAAAUCCGAAGUGGUGUGAGGGUCCCCAAUAGGGUUCUUCAGUCCCGUAAUCCCGACCCAAAAUUUCGUCCAAUCCCAUGAUCCCAAGGGUCAUUUUUGGCAUCCCACCUCCCUCUCUUAAUUUCAAUCCCGAAUCUCGCCCCGAUUUGGCUUUAAAAUCCCAAAUCCCGAGCUUCAAAUAGGGAAAAUCCCAGGUACCGAAAAACCUAUUGGUGUCCUCUGGUGUCGCCGCGCAUGAAGUCCCGGGGGCAAAGUCUUAUUAGAAUUGCUAAUACAAAAGCAGACGUCAACUGAAACAAUAAACUGCACCUUAAAAUGCUUAAAGUGGCACUAUUCGACUUUGCGAUUACUGACUAACAGCUGCAGGUUGAUUGGGAACAGGGCAUUUGCCCUCUUUUUUCGUCCUCACCGCGGGGAAUUUGUCAUCCAAGGCAAAAAAAAAAAAACGUUGAUGCCCGGGGUUUAGCCCGCGAGGGACAUGGGCGCAGCGGGAAUUGACUGAUACACUUAUAUCGAAAAUGGUUGUAGAAUUAUCGAAGGAAUACUCGUAAAGUUGUUUUUCGAAAGAUCGUAGACGUGUGACGUAAAUGAAGUAGUAAGGUAUUCCAGGUAAUGGUGUUUUUGGUUGGAGACGACUUGAUUGGCUCUGCCACAGGCUGCCCAAUGAUGAUGAUAACGUGUUCGGUGACUCAGAAGAAAAAUGUUACACACAACCGCUUCGGGCAGGUCGUUUAUAAUGAAGAGGAUGUUCUGAACUGUAGUUUCUCCUAAACGUUAACGUUCGGUACGGACAAAUACGCGGCACAAAUUUAACGUUGUUAAAGCUUUAGUAUUAGAGAGUUUUAGAUCCGAGUUUACCGCGAACCUCUAACCGCUAGGAGUCACGUGACAAGUCUUUCGCGUCACGUUUGAGGUUUACGACGUGCGUUUUCAACGUGGGGAGGUAGGUUUUCACGUAUGCCAUUUACCUGAAAGCUUUUAACGUAUAAUUCUUGUUUUAUCCCACGUAAUGAUACGAAAAUCUUGUGCAGCAAGUCUUUAUCCAUUAACAGAGGCAUAAAUUCGGGCGAAAUGCUAAAUUUGAUAAAUCCUAUUGGAUCUUGAAAACAAGUGCCAUUCAUGGCUGCUGAUUCAAAAUGGCGGCCGUAAAUUUAUAAGAAGAACUAAUGUAAGAAUUUACAGCUCUUUACUGCUAGAUAACCCAGUGUUACCGUAAAUUUCUUAUGUUUGCACUGAUUGAUAUUUCUUCCAUUUCUAAAUGGAAAAAUAAAUUCAGAAUCCACUUCUUUAAUCCACCGCCAAUCUAAAUCGAAUUAUGUUUGAACGUCGAACCGCAAACGGGUAACCGCAAACCGCGGUUAGAGGUUCGCGGUAAUCUCGGAUGUAAAACUCUCUAUUCUGUACUUUACGGUAUUACCGUAUCUCUUGCGUGACACAAGCGAUGCGAUGUUACGAAGCGAUCUCCCACAACUGACUCAAAUAUAGGAUCAAAAUGCAAAGGAUUUUGAAUAACUGUUUUACAUUAAACCACGAGUCACGUUUUUCACGCUAACCGAGAGUGUUCUCAGAAGAGGACAAAUAGGACUGGUACUAAGAGAGUCCUUUGAGGGACUCUAGAUGUUACGUCCACCCAUAAGAGAACCAACUAUCUAUGAGAACACUUUGGGAUCGUGACUUUUGUAGUCUGAGAACCAUGAGUCUACAAAUGUCAAGUAGUAUUAAUUUACGUUGAAGCUAGUAGUGAGGCCAGGCAGACUCGAAAGGUAAGAAAUCUAAUGAAACAGCGAUUUUAAAAUAUUGUUGUUGUUGUUCCUUUUUAUUUGACUUUUUAGAUAGGACAAGAGAGUACCGGACAGUGUAUACCAGUGCAGUGUGACCAUGGAAACGAUCAAGAAGUCCAAAAGUUGUUCGAUAAAGUUAGCAAAGAACAAAAUGGACGGUUGGAUAUCCUUGUGAACAAUGCUUUCAAAGGAGUGAAGGUACAGUCUGUAGGCGAGAGUCAGGCUGCAAAAAAUGACAGAUGCAACCUAGUUUAUAUGCUGCACAGAUUAGGGAUGGCCGAAAGCUACAGUCAAAGCUGUCUUAACUGGCAUUCUUGUGUUGUGAAGUGGACAGCUCCACUUAUGCCGUUAAAAAACCAAAAUUUAAAACUUUCAUACUUAGAAGUUCCAAGCUACCUCAGCUGGGGCAUAUAAUAUGACAAUGGCACACUAUUCCUGGCGCGAGUCUCACACCUGCGGAUCGGAAACUUCGAUCUUACGCCUGCGGACCAAUUUCUCACGGCCGGAGGAAAAAUAUGAACCACAGCCUUAACGGACCCAUUUUCGAAAAAUGUAUAAAAGUAACAUAAACUCGAAGCAAUUCGAGAAAAGGAAAGUGUAUGUAAAUGAUCGUACUUUCCCCAGAAAUCAGUGGUUUUUGAAAAGAAAGCACUGCAACUGAGUUAUUUAGAACACUUCGAAACCCGGCGUCUUCUGAAAUCUUGGGACGACGUUGAUCGGGUCCUUUACGAAAAAUCCUGAUACUCUAAGGACAAAAUUCUCGCGCCUUUGACUCAAAAAAGGUGGCAGGUGCACUGUGAAGUACUUACUUAAAUUAGGGAGCUUAAGCAACGGCGACAGCGACGGCAACGAGAACGGCGAAAAAGCGACAGGUCUAAAACAACAUCAGUUUUGCAAAACAACAACUUUGCACGUGCAUCACGCUUUUUUGUAGCCUGCGAAUACAACCGUUUCUCCUCGCUCCAAGUUCAAGCACAGGUAACCCAGGCUCACAGUUUGUGUCACGUACGGGUUUCGUAACAUGAGUAAAUAUAGCGAACAUGGGGCGAAGUUUAGGUCUGGAAAUUUGCCAGAAAGUGGAAAUAAAAAUCGAUGAAAUUUACCAUGUGGCGAGUUGUUGUUGUCCUCAACAUGCACCAGAAGUUUCGAGAAAAAUAGCCUCUGCUUCAGCUUUACUAUGCUAUGUAGGAAAGAUGAAGCGCACUAUUUUUCUCGAAACUUCGUGUGCAUAUUAAGGAGCGAGGACCGAGAGACGGCAGUAUUCGCAGGCUAAGCUUUUUUGGACAUUGCUUUGCCUUUGUUGCACGACUACGACGUGAAAUUUCUUAGCUUCGCGUUUUAUGGAGGACGUGAACACAAGACAACAAUUUUUUUUCUUUUACUGGAUUUAGAUACAAUCCUUUACAAUCAACUUGCGGAAAAUUCCUAACAUUAAACAAAUAUAUGAAAUGGAAUAAGAGCAUUAAAUAAAGUUUGAAACAGCGCGAAUUCGCUUUUCAAGCGACGUUUUCGCUGCCCUUGCCGUCGUGGUUGCUUAAGCUCCCUAAUAGCAGUGUUAUAGUUCACUCAAAAAGUGAUUAAUAUAUCGAAAUAGCAGAGCUAGAGCUAUGAAUAAUUACACUCCAAGAGCUAGGUUAUUUGAACAUUUACUGCAACUCUGAGUUUCAUGCUUCUUGCGAAGCAAUGCCUGAUGAUUGCUAUAUGUAAUAAAUGUGUGCUAUUAAUGAUUUUUGUGAUAUGGCCUAGGUACUGAAUGACAAUGAAGAAAAACCAUUUUAUGAACAGGUAAGAAUCUCAAUUUAAUUGUCGAUGUUGAAGAAUUCUGCUUGGAAGACAUUUAAUCAAUAUGAAUCAUUUUGUAACAUUUUGUAACUUAGAGGGAUGAUCUCUUGAACUUUAUUAAUACAAAACUAAUGUCAUAAUUUGUUAGUGUCCACCGUGCAUCAAUGCUUGUUCUGACAUCAGUUAGUACAUUUAUACAUACAACAAACUGUACUACUACAUGAGAAAUUUCUGCAAUUUGAUUGGCUUAGAGCAGUGGUAUUUCAGCUUAAUUUGAAAUACCUACAUGUGAAAAUUACAAAACUAUUGCAGGUAGGAGUAUAAACAAAUAAUAGCAUGAUUUGUACGUUUUAUUUGGCAUAAAUAACACUAGUGAUAUUUCAAAAUUGUCUCAAAUUUCACUCACCUAACGGCCCCUGAAAUUACGUAUAACAAUUUCGAAAUAUGACUCGUGGUAUUUAUGCCAAAUAUCACUACAAAUCAUGCUAUUACCUAUACUAACAGGUCGGUGUUUUCCCUGCGGUUGUUCAAUGAGACUAACCGCCCAAUAGGUGCGCCUUCCAUCGUUUUUUUCAAGUGCAAGUUUUGAGUUAGACCAAUAAGCGAAUAUCUAUCGACGCCGCUGGAAAGAGGGCCCCAAAAUUAUAGGAAACUUACCAAGUUUAACGGUGAUACGUCCAAAGACAGCCAAGAUAUUCCUCCACAAAGUCGCGAAAUUUUACAGACGUUUGUAUGGUGGGGGGCACGAUUCCACCUUUGUUUCCUCUUCUUUCGUUUGUUUGGUCGCAAUUAACCUGGUGUUAUCCUGAUUCUGAUCCUUUAGCCUGCAAACGUGUGGGAUGAGGUGAACAAUGUGGGACUCAGGUAAGCAAAUGAACAUCUGAAGAACGAAAAGUCUGUUCAGUUCAGAGAUGGUUUAUCACAUUAACAUUUUUUGGUAUGUAAGGUAAUUCCCUAGUUUUGCACUGCACAUCAUCUACUGCGCGUUACUUUGUGAUAUUAAAGGUUCAGGCGGUCAUUUUCACCGGUCGCCUGAAGAGAGGUAACAAAUGGCCCUUUUGUAGUUCAAAUAGUUUUCUUACAUUUUUUUUGCAACCCCCGCCUCGCGGUUGCCUUUGCUCGCCUGAAAAACGCAAAAUAACGACCGUUCUGCCAGCUAGUUUCUUGGUUAUUUGAACUGUGACAAUUUUUUUGUAGAUAGUCAUUCUCUGACAUCAGCCCGUGCCUGAAGAAAUAUUGUUAAGGGAAAAUAUAAGCAUAUUCUCAAAGCUGUGCAGUAAGCCUUGCAGUUUUACUCUCAGUUAAUCGGCUGUAACCUUUUCGCCCUCCUAAGUACUGGCGGUGUGGAUUACUCUCAAGGCUUUUUUUGCUGUUGAAUGUCUUAAAAAGAAGGCUUGUCACGGAAAGGAAAACAAGCAAUAGUGUGUUAGGCCUUGGUAAGAUAAAAAAUAUUGAUACCAACAUGAUUUUUAUACUAAUGGAGAAGAGCUCUUGAUCGCAUACUCGCAGGGUGGAUCUUAGGCACGCGUGCUCAUUACAGCUCUGGACUUUAUUUCAUAUUUUUUGUUUCUUUGCAUGUAUUGUACACUUGUAGUUUAUCUCUCACUUCCCGUGAACCGCUUAACUUGAUGUAUCAUAGUCACUAAAUGUUAAUGACUAGGUUACGGCAGCAAGGAAUUCUUUGUUAAGUCGUCUUCAUCAUCCGCGUUCUUUGUGUCCCUUUUCUCCAUCAAGGUCUAAUUACAUUGCCGCGUGGCACGCAGCCAAGAUGAUGGUUCCAGCCAAACAAGGACUUAUAAUCAAUGUUUCAUCGGCAGGAGGAAUGACAUAUAUUUUCAACGUUGCGUAUGGCGUCGGGAAAGCUGCAGUAAGUCGCACAAGUUCAUUGAUAUGCACUUAAAAGUAAAAGCUCUCUGGCCUUUUUUUGUUGGCAUUCACAAAAUAUUUCCGUUGGCUUCACAUAACGACGCUAAAAAGGUCGAUGCUGUCAAAGCCCCUACGCUAUUAGGUUUUAGUUUCUCAAAGGGUAGCUGGAAUAAUCCUUUGGUGGUUUCUGUCGAUUAAUUUUAACACCCUCGUUUUCAGGGCUGGAUCUGUCCCCUUUGCUUCCCUUGUCUCCUCAAAAGGGAGCUUAAACAACAACGAUGGCAAUGGCUACGAAAACGUCACUUAAAAUGUGAAGUCGCUCUGCUUCAAACUUUAUCGCGCUUAUUCCAUCUCCUUCUAUUCGUCAAAUGUUGGUAUUUUUUUUCUGGAGUUGAAUUCUUAAAGAUUGUAUCGAAAUUCAGUAAAGGAAAAAGAAAAUUGUGGUCUUGUGUUCACGUCCUUCACAAGACGUGAAGUUAGACAUUUUCACGUCACGCCAAGGAAAUGUACAACAAAGCGUGAUACACGUGCAGAGUUGUUGUUUUACCAAUCUAAGCCUAUUGCUUUUUUGCUGUCCUCGUUGACGUCGCCGUCUUCGUUGCUUAAGCUCCCUAACGACAGAGGAGAGAGGCGCUGGAAACGAGGUUGAACUUUAAACUCUUCCGAUGUUUGACCUCGGUCAAAUGAGAGAAAUUGCAAAAGCUAAAAAAAGUACUACCAAGCUGAGGUUGUUAUUUUCGCUAUUUGAAGUGUGAUACAUUAGCAGUACACUAUCUAUUUACUAAACGAUUUGAAAGUUUAUUAAAAAAUUUCUAAGCGUUUGAAAACUUAGUCGGCAAAAUUGCUAUCUGCCCACAUAAGUUAGCUCGUCACGGAGAGUUUUCGACAAGAACCGCAUUAUUAUAAGAAAAAUCAAAAGAUGAUUAAAUGAUUCUUUAGUGAGUCCAUGGCCAUUUUUUCCACAAAACAAAAGGCAAAACGCCUUAGACGUUUGACUGCAAGGGAGACGUGGGUAAAACUUGUAUAAGGCUCCUUUAUAUGGAGAAAACUUGUCCCGGACAAAAGUGUCCCUCGCCAACCGGAGCCACCCUCGUCUAGCCAACUUUUCAUGCAUUUCCUUGCAAAACGUGGCAAACAGUUUACAUGAGACUAAGGUGCGGUCACCCCUUUGCGAUGGUAGGGUCAGUCCCCUGGCUGGGCGAACGUUUCCUCAUGUAAACCCAGCCGGGUCAACUCGGUCAAGGAGUUUCAGUGAUUAUGUGGUUUUUGGUGACCAUUCCAGUAUUCCUGAGGGCACUUGAUGAUGACUAUCGUAAGAAUUCAGGUGUAUCUUAGCCUGCCUUCCUUGACAUUGUUAUUAAAACUUGUAAAAUAUACGUGUAUUAAUUUUCGCUGUUAGUUGGGUUCUUGAAAUUACAACUUCUUAGCUAAAACUCAUUAAUUAGUACUUUAAUACUAAAGACGUUGGAAAACUCGUUCUUUAUUGGCUGGUACUUAAUUUUCAAAGGUGCAUAUUCAAGAUCAUCCUGAUUGCAUUGAUAAUUUCUUUGCAUUCCUAUUUUUCUAAGAAUGAUCGAAUGGCCGCAGACAUGGCUGUGGAGCUGAAGGAACAGAAUGUGGCUUGCGUGUCACUUUGGCCUGGAGCUGUGAUGACUGAAAAUAUCAGAGACUAUUUAAGUCAACCACAAGAUGAG